CCGGGAGCGGCGCCGUGUGGUGGAGGAAGGUGUCCCGGGACCGUCGGGAGCAGGCUCAGCAGAGGAGGAGUGUCCAUAAGGAGAGUUUAACCUUCUUGAAGAUUAAAGCCUAGCAGUUCUGAGCUAUUCCCAGUCCAAAUGUCUGCAAAAUUGAGAGAGACAUCAAAACUCCUUCCACAAACUUCAGGGGACCCUGACUGCAUUCUGGUAAUGAAGGUGGAAGAGGGAGGGCAGGCCUGUAAUAUGGCCUCCAGCCGCCACUGGAGCAGCUACUACAGCUCAGAGACCUACCGCCAGCGGUUUAGGCAGUUUGACUACCAGGAGACACCUGGGCCCCGGGAGGCUCUGAGCCGGCUCCGGGAGCUUUGCUGUCAGUGGCUGAGGCCAGAGGUGCACAGCAAGGAGCAGAUCCUGGAGCUGCUGGUGCUGGAGCAGUUCCUGGCCAUGUUGCCUGAGGAGCUGCAGGCCUGGUUUCAAGAGAACCGACCAGAGAGUGGAGAGGAAGCCGUGGUGAUGCUGGAGGAGCUGGAGAAAGAGCAUGACAGGGCGGCUGAACAGGUCUUUCUUGGACGAAAUGAGGACAUGCUUGCAAAGAAGCUACCAACUUGUGAAAUCACUCAGGAGACACCACGUAGCCAGCUUAAGCCCACAAAAAAGCAACUGCAGUGGGCAUCGAAGGAGCUUCACACCUUAAGACAAAAUGAUAGAGACACCGGAACUGUAAAUGUGAAAUCAGCUUCAAGGCGAAAGACUUCAUCAGGCAAAGAACUGCAUUACAAAGUUUCUAACACUAUUCAAAUGAAUGCUUCCCAGAGUUUCACAUUUAGAGGAACCUGUGAACAAGAUAGAAAAAAGUUUGAAAGAAGACAGGGAAACCGUCCUCGAAAAAAACAACACAAGUGUGAUGAAUGCGGGAAAGUCUUUAGUCAGAGCUCAGCCCUUAAUCUACAUCAGAGGAUCCACAGUGGAGAGAAACCUUAUACAUGUGAUGUGUGUGCAAAGGCUUUCAGCCGAAGUGCAAUCCUGAUUCAACAUCGAAGAAUCCACACUGGGGAGAAACCCUUCAAAUGUCAUGAAUGUGGGAAAGCCUUUAGUCAGAGCUCGAAUCUUUUCAGACAUAGGAAAAAACAUGCUGGAGAAAAAGUCCCAUCAGUGCUAUGAGGGAGUCAAAGCAUUUACUGAGAACUUUUUCAACAGGGGAGCAGACACAAGGCACCAAUACUCCUUUAGUAUAAACUGGUAGUUUCAGUGGGCACCAAUUUCCUUUCAAAGGUUGUAAAAGCCACAGGAGAGAAUGUAGAAUAUUUUCUGUCAGCAUUGUUUGCUUUUCUCCUUUUCAGUACAGUGUCAGUUCAGAUGAUUGAGAUUCUAAAGCUUAAAUAGGAUUUCCAUCCCUAGUGCAACUCUUGAAAAGAUACUCUCAGACAUGUUCUACUGUUUCCAUUAUUAACACAAAUAAUGAACUAGUAUGUUCCUUUUUAGGCAAGUACAUUUGCCCUGUUGGAGUUAUUAGACCAAAGAUUAAAUCAGUUUUUUUAAAAAAAAUUUCCUGGGAAUUCUCUGGAAGUCCAGUGGUUAGGACUCCACGCUUUCACUGCUGCAGGCCUGGGUUCAAUCCUUGAUCAGGGAACUAAUAUCCUCCAAGUCACGUGGCGUGGCCAAAAAUAAUAAUAAUAAAAUAAAAUAAAUUUCCUGUUUUAUUUUCUGUUACCAGAUUCAAAAUAUGAGAAUAGGAUUGAGGAGACCCAAAAGAAUAUGUACCUCAAGACCUAAGCUGAAAUGUCCAGGGUCAUUGUUAGGAAGAAGGUGAGUAAAGGGACUUUACUCAUCUCUUACGAAAACCUGAGAACCUACAUACUGUUUGUUUCAAUUUUAAAAAUUGAGGUAUAGUUGAUGUAUAAUAUCAUCUAUACAUACUGUUGAUGAUACUAAGUAAUUUCCUGUGUAGGAAAAAAAAAUUAUCUCUCUUUUACAAUUUAUAUUGGAAAUAUCUCAGUGAAAGCAUUAAGAUUUGCUCUACAUGUCUUCAGGAAG
Physeter macrocephalus (sperm whale) is the source of this 2034-nucleotide messenger RNA. RefSeq names its product zinc finger protein 396. The coding region runs from base 139 to 1161 and encodes 340 amino acids. The transcript is spliced from 5 exons. NCBI's taxonomy places the organism in Eukaryota, Metazoa, Chordata, Mammalia, Artiodactyla, Physeteridae. The record is from RefSeq and is a predicted model, not a curated record.